Molecule: messenger RNA, 761 nt
Organism: Nymphaea colorata (pocket water lily)
Lineage: Eukaryota; Viridiplantae; Streptophyta; Magnoliopsida; Nymphaeales; Nymphaeaceae
Product: RING-H2 finger protein ATL2-like
Exons: 2
Coding region: 2-673 (223 amino acids)
Source: RefSeq, a predicted model, not a curated record
AAUGGUAUGGUUCGCAGCCAAUAAUAUAAUACAAAAAGGAAAAUCUGCAAGAGAUUUGCAGAAGGUUCACCAGAUUUGCUUCUAUGAAAUCCUCCCCAAAGAACUGAAAGAACAAUUGACAGCGAGCAGAGAUGGUUUCAUCUGCUCUUCUGCUUUGGUUUAUCUUGCCCUUCGCUUUAGCUCGGCAGGAGCAUCAGCAACAGGAAUCGCAGGAAGCCUACCAAACUGCCGUUGCACUUUCUCAACUCUCGGCUGCUCAAGUGAUGGACCAGUGGAAUGUGCCAUCUGCCUUUCUAAGUUUGAAUCCACAGAUGAUGUUCGUUUGCUGCCCAAGUGCAAGCACACGUUUCACAUGCAUUGUAUAGAUCGAUGGCUUCAGCAACAUUCCAACUGCCCUGUUUGCCGGCAAAAGGUUGAGGUCCAGGACUCCUCUCCUUCUAUACCUUUACCUGAGAUGCAGAGUUCAGGCCUGAUGGAACAAGGAACAACUCAAAGCCCUAAUGGGGAAUCUUUGAACAGAGACCGUGGAGGAUCUGCAGUCGGAGACAAUAGAGAUGCACAAACACCAGUUAGAACAGUAGAGGAUCACCUUCUUGAUCGACGCCUUAUGCAACAGUUGCAAUCCUAUGGAAUAGAAUCUGUAUGUUCGUCAAGUGAUCAAUUCUUACAGUAAUUUUACAACUGUAAGAUCAGCAGGAAGAGCAGAAUGUUGGCCAGGGAGGUUCCCUAGAGCUUAGCUGGUUAAUUUAUAAGACUGAUAA